This is a messenger RNA of Triplophysa rosa, 2269 nucleotides long. RefSeq names its product porcupine O-acyltransferase (gene porcn). Gene Ontology annotation, cellular component: endoplasmic reticulum; membrane. Bases 187 to 1575 code for a protein of 462 amino acids. The record is from RefSeq and is a predicted model, not a curated record. Gene Ontology annotation, biological process: lipid modification; canonical Wnt signaling pathway; protein palmitoylation. The transcript has 15 exons. NCBI's taxonomy places the organism in Eukaryota, Metazoa, Chordata, Actinopteri, Cypriniformes, Nemacheilidae. Gene Ontology annotation, molecular function: palmitoleoyltransferase activity; Wnt-protein binding.
AAAGGUGAUUUGGCCGUUGGGUUUCCCUUUGCGACGCUGUAAACUUGAAAGACGGAUAGCAUCAAUGGGAGUGAGCCACAUCAGGCGCAUCAUCUGGACCAAUUGUGCCGGAAGCAAGGCAUAACUGUCCAUAUUUGGAUUAAAACCUGACAGAAGAUUUAAGGGCUUUUCGGUUGAAUUAGGGCAAUGGUAGCUCUAAGCAGACAAGAGUUCUUCCAAGAACUGGGAUCAGGUUGCUUGCUUCCAACUCUCCAGCAGGGUCUAGAACAAAUAUGGCAACUUUUACUAAUCUGCCUAGUGUGUCGGCUGCUGUGGAGAUUGGGUUUGCGCCCUUUCUUGAAACAUCUCAGUACGGUGGUGGGUGGAUUUUACGUGCUGUACUUGUUCUUUGAGCUGCACAUGGUCUGGGUGGUGCUUCUUAGCCUGCUUUGCUACCUCAUUCUCUUCCUGUGUCGUCAUUCCAGCAGCCGUGGUCCAUUCCUGUCCAUUACUAUCCUCAUCUACCUGCUGUUAGGAGAGUUGCAUAUGAUGGAUACAAUGACCUGGCAUAAAAUGAGAGGUUCCCAGAUGGUAGUGGCCAUGAAGGCAAUUUCUCUUGCCUUUGACCUUGACACAGGCAUAGUGGAGAAAGUUCCCUCUCCAGUGGAGUUCAUGGGCUACAUUUACUUUGUGGGUACAGUCAUCUUUGGGCCCUGGAUCAGCUUCAACGGCUAUAUGGAUGCAGUGGAGAGUCGAAAACUUAGCCUCUCCUGGUUUGUAAAGUCAGUCUGCAGCUGUGUGAUGAGUCAAGUCUGUUUAGUCAUCUCUAAUUGUAUUGCACCAUAUAUAUUUCCCUAUUUCAUUCCAGUGUUUGGAGACAAGCUGCUUCGCAACAAGAAAAGGCGAAAGAUAAGAGGCUCCAUAACAAGGUGGCUACAGGCCUAUGAGAACACUCUGUCCUUCCAUUUCAGUAAUUACUUUGUGAGUUACCUGGGUGAGACAACAACCACACUGUCCGGUGCUGGAUUCACAGAGGAGAAAGACAACCUUAAGUGGGACAUGCCAAUAGCAAAGCCGUUGAAUGUUGAGUUUCCACGGUCUAUGGUGGAGGUUGUAACUUCUUGGAACCUGCCCAUGUCCAGCUGGCUCAACACCUAUGUGUUUAAGAAGUCUCUCAAAUAUGGAUCCUUCACCGCUAUCAUCUUGACAUACACAGCUAGCACUCUGCUUCAUGGUCUGAGCUUUCAUAUUGGGGCAGUAUUAUUUACUCUUGGCUUUAUAACAUACAUUGAGCAUGUGCUUAGGAAAAGAUUGUCAGUGAUUUUAAAUGCUUGCGUCCUCUCCAGGAAAUGCCCAUCUGACUGCAAACAUCCAAACAAAAAGGCAUUGUGGGUAUAUUUAAUAAACUGGACAUUUAGCAUGUUAGCAGUGCUACACUUAACAUACCUUGGCUCCAUUUUCGGCUCCAGCACAGAUGACUUGGACUCUGAAGAGGAUGGUAUGGCCAGUCACACCAUUCAGAAAUGGACACAGCUUAGCUGGACAAGCCACUGGUUGACCUUUGGCCUUUGGGUCCUGUAUCGCCUUAUUCUUUAAACUCUGAAACCUACAUAGACGAAGAGAGAUGGGAGAAGAUAGCAAUAAACUUUGAUUGGCUAAAACAUGUGGGAUUACCGCGGAGGUGCCAUAGCCAUUUAUUACAUCACUGUGAACUCUGGAUGAACUUGACUGUGGAACAGAGUACUCACAAAUCCGGGAAAACAAUGAUUUACAUUUAAUAUGGUUCCACACAGCUGGUUCGGCCACAGCACAGCCCAGGAAGUACCAGUUUUUUAAACUACCUGAAGUUCAAUGGAGCAUCAAGGUUUUCUUUUUUCAAACCACAGCACUCCAAAAUAUGUCUUAAUAUUUAAAUCUUUAUAGUCAAUACUGAAUUCAUCAAUACCUUGUGACUAACAAAUAAAGCUUAGACUUUGUUGUUCUUUUUGUUGAUAGAUUUAGGAUCAGAUAAACUGUUAUUCAUAAGGAAAAAUGUAUGUUUUAAUUUUGUCUAAGGUGAAAAUUCUUGAUGUGUGAUAAGAAAGUAAAUAUUUCAGUAGUUUUCUGUAAUGCAUAAACUACACAAAUCAAGACUCAGUCAGUACUCUUGAAAUGUAUGCAAUUAUGCAAAAAGUUGCGAUUUAUUUAAUGUUAUUUUUAACCUAAAUAUUAAAGUUUUCUCAACAGGAUUACUCUGGAGUAGUGGUUGAUACAUUGUUUUCAGUCUGGUUUAGUUUACCUCUUUUAUUUG